Molecule: messenger RNA, 2598 nt
Organism: Nerophis ophidion (straightnose pipefish)
Lineage: Eukaryota; Metazoa; Chordata; Actinopteri; Syngnathiformes; Syngnathidae
Gene: sufu
Product: suppressor of fused homolog (Drosophila)
Exons: 12
Coding region: 227-1636 (469 amino acids)
Cellular component (GO): cytoplasm; nucleus
Molecular function (GO): transcription factor binding
Source: RefSeq, a predicted model, not a curated record
UAGCCACGAACCAAUGGGUGGCUGCUUUCGGAGAGGAUGCGCAACAGGCUGGGCCCCAUCUGGGCGAAGCACAACCACUGAAUUUAGGCAACUUUUCCCCCCUUAGACUGCCAACGUCAACCAAUUAAGGUUUAUUUUCAUGUCAUUUCUACUAAGAAGGGUAGUUAGAUGAGAAUAGCUGCGCCCACUUUGUGUUUUAAGAGUACACUCAGUUCGAGGCCGGGGCAUGGAUGAAGUACGGCCUAGCAGCGGUGCCCAAGCGCCGGGGCUAGUGUCGUUGUUUCCCCCAGGACUGCAGGCUAUCUACGGGGAAUGUCGGCGACUUUAUCCCGAGCAGGCGAACCCCCUUCAAGUAACAGCCAUUGUAAAAUACUGGUUAGGAGGUCCAGACCCGUUAGACUACAUCAGCAUGUAUCGAAAUAUGGGCUGUCCAUCCCAGGACAUCCAGGAGCAUUGGCAUUAUGUAAGCUUCGGCUUAAGUGACCUGUAUGGAGACAACAGGGUCCAUGAAUUCACAGGGUUAGACAAACCCAGCGGCUUUGGCUUUGAGCUCACCUUUAGACUCAAAAGAGAGACGGGAGAGACGGCACCACCGACCUGGCCCGCUGAGCUCAUGCAAGGCUUGGCGCGCUAUGUUUUCCAGUCUGAGAACACGUUUUGUAGCGGUGACCAUAUAUCAUGGCACAAUCCCCUCGACAACAGCGAAUCUCGUAUCCAGCACAUGCUGCUCACAGAGGACCCUCAAAUGCAACCUAUUCAAACUCCUUUUGGCACUGUCAGCUUCCUCCAGAUUGUAGGUGUUUGUACAGAGGAGCUACAUGCGGCCCAGCAGUGGAACGGCCAAGGCAUCUUGGAACUUAUGCGAGGCGUUCGAGUUGCUGGUGGUCCCUGGCUGAUCACAGACAUGAGGAGGGGGGAGACCAUCUUUGACAUUGAUCCUCACCUACAACAGGAGAGAGUGGACCACGGCAUCGAGACGGAGGGCUCCAACCUGAGCGGGGUCAGCGCCAAAUGCGUGUGGGACGAUUUAAGUCGGCCGCCCGACGACGAGGAGGACAGUCGAUCUAUCUGCAUCGGGUCGCAGCCGCGAAGGCUCUCCGACAAAGACACAGAACAGAUCAGGGAGACCUUAAGGAAAGGCCUGGAGUUUAACACUAAGGCAGCACUACCCCCCAUAAACAGCCAGAGACACGACAGACCUCAAAGUCGAAAAGACAGUUUAGACAGUGAGAGCUCAACAGCCAUCGUUCCUCACGAGUUGGUUCGAACGCGACAGUUGGAAAGUGUCCAUCUGAAGUUUAACCAAGAGUCGGGCACAUUGCUUCCUCUCUGCUUAAGGGGUCGCUUGCUCCACGGAAGACAUUUUACGUUCAAAAGUAUCCAUGGAGACACGGCCAUUACAUUUGUGUCUACUGGGGUGGAGGGAGCUUUUGCUACUGAGGAGCAUCCCUACGCGGCCCAUGGCCCCUGGCUGCAGAUAUUGUUGACAGAAGAGUUUGUGGAUCAGAUGCUUGGUGACAUUCAUGACCUCAACACUUGUGAGGAUACCAAAUUACCAAAGGAGUACAGUUGGCCAGAGAAGAAGCUGAAGAUCUCGGUCUUACCAGACUCUGUGUUUGAUAGCCCUCUGCAAUGAGGAAGAGUAAUCACUACAAGCAACAACUCCAAACCUGCACAUAAACACACUCAAUAGAACACUGACUUUGAGUUGACACCCCGCUGACAAGUGAACUCCCAAAAUGACUGAUAAUCUACACGCAGCCUGCAUAUCCACAUGGUUGACCAUUUUCAUAAGUGCCUGCAGCCAGGCUGCGCCAAGUCUCAGAUCCAAAUUAAAAACAUUUCACAAUGCAGGCAUCAAUGUCACAAGCAGUAACUUGUGUUCUAUUUAUUCCAGUGGCCACAGUCAAGUCAAAAAAAAAGUCAGCUACUGAUCCCUUUUAACAGAUGUUGUGUUUGAUAUCGCCUUUAAAAAUAGACUUAACAAAUGCUGGACAUGUUUUGUCUUUAUCAUGCCAAAGUAAUAGCUGUCGUGAUACAUUAACAGCUAUCAUUCACUGUCGGUGCAUUGUUAAGUGUGAAGUAAACCUUUCAACUCUUUUCUUUUACAUGUACAGCAGCCUUUUCACCAAUGUGCCAACAUGGAGGACGUGUCCUUUCACUCUUGUUUACAUUUAGCAAUAACUAGUUUUAGUGUUUGAAGACGGUAAUCUCAGGCUUUACCUUCCGUAGUUAAGUUGUUGUUGUCAUUUAUAGGACCUCCGUGACGAUGAAUAGGAGCAUAACUGUACUUUGAGUUACAAAAGGACCACAUACUUAAGUGUUGACUGUUACUGCAUCAUGAAGCUCUUGGAUUUUCAUCCAAACAACAAAAUUGAAGAGACUACUCUCUCAUGACAUUGUAUUUUUAUAGAACGUAUGUGCUGUUACGCUUCAUUGUAUGAGACGUAUUUGUUUUUGUCGGUCUUUUUUCCUUUUGUGUGACACAUUUAGAUAUUUUGUUAUUUACUAUCUUAUUCGACUGAACUUGCUGAUUAUAAUCCCAAGUGCAUUAAAGAGUGUAUUUACACCAAUAAAGCUGGAACACAGAGAAAACCA